Molecule: messenger RNA, 3299 nt
Organism: Pseudonaja textilis
Lineage: Eukaryota; Metazoa; Chordata; Lepidosauria; Squamata; Elapidae
Gene: P3H4
Product: prolyl 3-hydroxylase family member 4 (inactive)
Biological process (GO): collagen fibril organization; peptidyl-lysine hydroxylation
Cellular component (GO): endoplasmic reticulum
Molecular function (GO): collagen binding; protein binding
Source: RefSeq, a predicted model, not a curated record
UGCUUCCCAGAGACUCCUGAUGGGCCUCCAAGUAGCUGGUCUGGUCAGGGGAAGAGAGUCGCCGGCCGCAGAGUCGGCAUGGAGCGGAGACGAUGGCUGGCUCUCCUACUCUUAAUAGCGUCGGCGCCAAGAGUGGGCGCGCAAUACGAAAAAUACAGCUUCCGCGGCUUUCCAGAAGCUGAGCUGAUGCCUCUGCAGAGCGCAUACGCCUAUGCGUUAGAGCAGUACGAGGGCGAAAACUGGAGGGAGAGUAUCCGCUACUUGGAGGCGAGUUUGCGCCUUCACCGCUUGCUCCAGGACAGCGAGGCGCACUGCCAUAAGGAAUGCGCGGGGAGCGAAAAGUUAGGCACCGGCCCACUUUUUACAGAGCUUGCCAAGGGCAGCCCGUCUCCUUCGGAGCUGCUUCUGAAAAGCGACUCUUUUGCAGAGCUUGAAGGCAGCGCGGGAUGCGGCGAAAAUGCUUCAGGGGUCACGCCCGGCGAGGGUCUCCAAGACCAGGAGAUGGAAUACUUCGGGCUCGUCCUCCAGCGGGCCUCCUGCCUGCGGAGAUGUAAGAGCAACCUUCCUGUCUUUCAGCUCACCUACCCGCCGACCGAGACUUUGCGAGACUUUCAGCGGCGCACUCCUUACCAAUACCUUCACUACGCGCUUUUCAAGGCAAAUAAGGUUGAGAAAGCUGUAUCAGCUGCUCACACAUUCCUACAGAAAAACCCCAAGCAUGAGAUGACUCAAAAGUACCUCAAUUAUUAUAAAACUAUGGUGGAUGUAGAUGAGUACCUUGUAGACUUGGAAGCACAACCAUAUGAGACGGUUUUUGUCAGAGCAGUGAAGCUUUACAAUAGUGGAGAUUUUAGGAGUAGCAUUGCUGACAUGGAGCAUGCACUGUCCAAGUACUAUGAGGCCUAUGAAAAUUGCCUAGCUGGCUGCGAGGGUAGCUAUGAGGUCUCUGAAUUUAAGGAUUUCUAUCCAGCCAUAGCAGAUCGUUUUGUUGUUGUCCUGCAAUGUAAAGUAGAUUGUGAAGUUGACCUGACCCCAAAUGUUGGUGGCUAUUUUGUGGAGAAAUUUGUGGCCACGAUGUAUCACUAUCUUCAGUUUGCAUAUUACAAAUUGAAUGAUAUUAAGAAUGCAGUUCAGAGUGUAGCUAGCUACAUGCUCUUUGAUCCUGGAGAUGAAGUCAUGCAGCAAAAUCUGGUUUAUUAUCGUUUCUAUCGUGAACGCUGGCAUCUGGAAGAGGAGGACUUCAACCCACGACCAGAGGCCUUGCGUUAUCAUAACUGGACAUCCACACAGAAGAAACUCUUGGAGUUUGCCAGGCAAUAUCUCCAGCCAGAUGAUGAGGGAGAGGUGGAUGAAGGAGUUGACGGAGUAAAAAAAUCUGCACUGCCAUCUGAUGCUGAGUUUGAAGACAUUGGUGACUAUGAAGAGGGUUUUUUGUCUGAAUGGUGGCAGGAGCCUAGAUCAAAAGGAGACAAAGGUGACGAAGAGAGACUUGAUUGAGUAAUACGAUUCCAAUAACAUCUGCAGGUGAAGGGGAGGCAUUGUUGUUUUCUUGGACCUACGAAAGUAGACUUGGAACUGGCAAGAUGAAUUUUGACAGCAUUCCAACAUGUUCUGUGCCUUUUGACCUCACAUUAAUAUCUCCAAAGACUGGGAAAAUUCCAUCAGCAGAACCUCUAUGCAAAAUAUUUAGAUCCACUUCCUCUUAUGCAAAUGGAUGGGUAACAAAGAACAACUCUGGGUUAAACCAAAGGAACCUUCCCACUUUCUAGUGGAACCUCAUUUCUAAAAAGUACUGUGAAUGGGCUUGGAAUAAAAAUAUCUCAACACAAAGAACUAAGAAGAAGCAAAUGCUUCAUUUAUUUCUGGUUUAAUAUAUUCUGCUUUGUGACCUCAUAUAUGUUGAGAACCAAAGUUCUUACCCAUUUAUGAAAGGUAGCAUGUGCAUAACUGGAUUUUCCGAUAUUCAGAUUUAUUAAAUGCCCUGUUUGUCCAAAGGCAGGACAACUUCCCCUCUCAAUCAUUAACUUUUAAAUGUGUGUAUAGCAGAGAAGAUAUAAUCUACCUGCAGUGUCAGGGAUUAUUUUAACUAAACUCAAUUUACUGGGCUACAAACACAAAAGGGGCAACAACAAUAUAGAUCCCUAGACAACGCACACAAACAUUCACACUACAGUAUUACUACUCACCAUUAGUCCAUUCUUCACCACUGCUACUCCUACUACUGCUAUUCUAACUCCUAUUCCCUGUGAAUUCUGCUAUUCCUUGUGAGUAUUUCUUUUCCCUUCCCAACUUACCUUCAUUUUCUGUUUUUCCUGUUACUGGAAAAAAGGCAGUGUAAAUGUGUGUGAAUGUAUUUAUGUGGUUCUGCAUAUGAGAGUGGUUUGUAUGGAAAAAAAUAGAAUGGUCAUCAUAUGCAUAUAGGAAAUUAAUGUUAUAUUAUUUUACUUUACUAAAGUACUUACCAGUUUAACUGAUAAUUUAUUUUGUAGUCCUAGCCUUAAAUAUCUUUAGAGCACCUUUUGAUCUGUGUGUAUACACACAAGCACAGUCACAUGCUUUCACAUGCAGGUGUAUAGAUGGAUUGGAGACUGGCUGGAUGGGGAAGAGAACUUUUGAAAAGUGUGUGUGUGUGUGUGUGUGUGUGUACUUUCCCUUUUGUGGCCAGGGAGCAAAUCGUCCUAAAUUAAAGAUUAACUUCCUUUUAACUAAAUAAAGUUCAAACAACUAAAUCUUUUCUCUGAAACUAGGAGUCAGCAGAUUUUAUAUCAGAAACAUGAAAAGUGUGCAUGCAGAAAUAUGGCUUGUUGAAGGAGAGCUCUGUACUUUUAGAGCUGGGGACAUGUUCAGCUCAAUAAUUAGCUUUCAAGAUGAGUUGCUUUAAUGUCCUUUUUGUGCAAGUUUUUACUCCUGCCCUUCCCUUAUCCAUAAAACUUUACGUACGUCACUCAUCUCACAAAACUGGGCAAUAGUUCUUUGUACUGUUACAUUUCUUUUUUAAUGAGGAUGAAAAUACUUGCAGGACAGCUGCAAAUCUUCUGACAGAUCCCGGUCUUCCUUGUGUUCAACCUUGGCUUGGAGCUUUUAAAGAGUCACGUUCCCAAGAUGGCUGAUGUUCUGACAUUUCCCCUACCCCAUGUGUCUAACUGAAAACCUGCAGUUAAUGGGCUAUUCUUUAACUUUUCUGAAAGCAGUUUCAUGAUAUUUUUUUACAUUCAAGAGCUGCCUUUGUUUUUCAGUUAAUUUAAAUGUUUAUUUUGUACAGAUUUUUUUUAUUAGUUGUAGUUAUAUUUUAAUAAAAU